This is a messenger RNA of Ectocarpus siliculosus, 1524 nucleotides long. The record is from the annotation of a GenBank genome assembly. Lineage: Eukaryota; Phaeophyceae; Ectocarpales; Ectocarpaceae.
AUGGCCGAUGCUGGGACGACCACAGCGGAGCUGACCGCUGUAGCAGAAGAUCUCGCUAAGACUUCUGCAAAGAUUGAAAGCGUGGAGAUGGCGCUCAGCGGGCAGGGCGUGUACCUGGGUAUCACCGACAAGGAUACCCUGCUGAGCCAGCUGGACGUGCUGCAGAAGAAGGAGGCUCAGCUGCAGACGAAGGAGCUGUUCAUCAUGGCCGCCGUCGCCGGAGCAUCGGCAUCAGCGGUCCAGGCGGCGUCAAUAUCCGUAGCGUUUCCACCGGUGGGCGCCCUGCCUACCGGUACGGCGCCGGCCUCAACCGACACCUCGAUGGAGGAGCUUACAUCCUCCUCCUCCUCCUCCUCGUCGUCGACUACCACAACCACCUCGGCUACCGCCGCAGCCGUCGUUGUGCCCGUCCCAGCGACGGCGGCCGGUAGCAGCGGCGGCGGCGGCGGCGGCGGCGGCAUCGCGCACGGUGGUCCCGACAACAGCAGCGGUGAGCACGGCGAUGCCACCACCGGUCAAGACGGUCAUCACGUCGCCGACGACAGCGAUUUCGGCGGGGCUGAAGUGGGCGGGCAAGAGGUGGUUGUGCCCGAUGGUGGUGAUAUCGGGGUUGCUAGCGGUGCUCCCUCUCCGACCGUGGAGGCAGGAGCAGCACAAGUCGCAGCCACCCUUGAAGGCGGGGGAGUGACGGAUGUCACAGAAGGCGUUCUUAACGCAGGCGUUACUCCUGCUGCCGGGUAUGUCAGCGGCGGUGGUGGCGAUGGUGGUGCGGUGGGAGUGGUGCAUGGUGAUGUGCAGAUAGCGUUGGCCUCCCCUCAUCAGCUUCUUGCCCAGUCGCCGGCUCCCGAACUGUCCAGCCCAACGCUCCACGUCAACGGCGCCCCCGGGGCAGCAGCCGAGUUGCCCCCGUCCCUCGAAGCGGUCGGCGUCUCUCCCGCUCAGCACCACGCCGCCGCAGCGGGGGGUGCGUCUUCCCCCGCGGAGGGGGCACGCGGAGAAGAAUACGCUCUGGCGGGGCGGGGUGCGAGUCUGUUGGGACGUCACGGGGGUGCGAUUGGCGCGCAUGUGGGCGUUGUCGGGGGUGGGCAAGGGGGGGCCGUGGGGUGCGGGGGACCGUUACGGUCGGUCAAGAGACGGGCGGGAGAUGGAGGAGCGGGGAUCUCGCAGGCGGCGGGCAGUAACAAGCGUCGUGCAAGAGCCAGCGCCCGGUGUCAAUACCCGGGCUGCAUGACGGCCCGUACGUUCGGGCGACAGGGAGACCGACAGGCUUCCUUCUGCGCCGUCCACAAGGAAGAAGGUAUGAUCAACAUCAAGGGACGGCGUUGCAACUCCCCGGGGUGCCAGCACCGACCUGGCUUCGCGAUGCCCGGCGAGAAGAGAGGAAAGUUCUGCGCGUCGCACAGACAGCCAGGGAUGAUUGACGUCGUCAGGUCGAGAGCGGAGACUGUGACCGUCAGCCUGUCUACGGAUGGCCGGGGGAACGUGCCACCCGCUGCGGGACACACAAGCUCGAACGCACGCUGA